CCACCUCUCACACUCCGCCGCCUCACGCUCACCGCCGCCACUUUUCUCCUUCUCUUAGCGUUAGAACUCGGUGUUCUCGUCAUAGCUGCGAGUUUUUCGUAUUUCUCGUUCUAUUUCGUCCUGCGGGACUUUCUCCCGUUUUCUUCCCUUGUUCUAUACCCAACCAUGGAUUCCGACAUGGGAUCUGUAUUCGAUGAGGGCGAAAGCUCCGACUUUGCGCCCGCAAAGCCCGUCAAGGCCGUGAAGGCGAAAGCAGCUGCGUCCAAGAAGGCUGCAGGCGCCCCGAAACCACGAGGCAGACCACCUAAGGAUCCCAGUCUGGCGAAACCAAAGGCCAAGGCAGUGCAGAAGAAGAAGUCGAAGCCCCUUUCUGACGUAGAGAACUCCGAUGUCGAUAUGGACGAGGACCCUUUGGACGACGAGUCCCUGCUCAAUGAUACCCCGCCAAAAGCGAAAAAGCCCACGGUCUCGAGACCAGUAAAGUCAGGCGGUAAACAAAUGGCUGAGAUUGUGAAUGAGAGCUUCGGGUUUGAUGGGGCGGAUGAGCCUACUCCAAAGGCUAAGAAGGCCGCUGGCGGCGCAAGCGACAAAUAUCAGAUGCUGACUCACCUGGAACACAUCAUGAAGCGUCCCGACACGUAUAUCGGCUCCGUCGAACCCACCCAGGACAAAAUGUGGGUAUAUAACUCCAUCACAGAGUCGAUGGAGUACAGAGAGAUCACCUUUGUUCCUGGUCUCUACAAAAUCUUCGACGAAAUCUUGGUGAACGCGGCGGAUAACAAGCAAAAUGACAAGAACAUGGACGAAAUACGCGUCACCGUGGACAAAGAAUCGGGGGAGAUCUCGAUUAAGAACAACGGCAGGGGUAUUCCCGUUGAAAUCCAUAAAGAACACGGCAUCUAUGUCCCGGAAAUGAUUUUCGGACACCUUCUUACAUCCUCAAACUACAAUGACGAUCAGCAGAAGAUCACCGGCGGUCGCAACGGUUACGGCGCGAAGCUGUGCAAUGUAUUCAGCACGAGGUUCACUCUGGAAACAGUGGACUCAAGGCAGAAGAAGAAAUAUAAGCAGACGUGGACCGACAACAUGAGCAAGAUGGGAAAGGCCUCCAUCACUGAUAUCAAAGCAGAUGAUUACACCAAGGUCACUUAUUUGGCUGAUUACGCCAAGUUCGGCAUGUCUGGUAUUGACGACGAUUUUGAAGCACUGGUCAAGCGUCGUGUAUACGACAUGGCUGGAACUUUGAAGGGAGUCAAAGUCUAUCUUAAUGGUGAGAGGGUCAAGAUCAAUAGUUUUGCCAAGUACAUGGAAAUGUACACGAAAGCCAUCGCCAAGGAGACAGGGAAGGAAGACAACGACGAUAAGGAAAAGCCCGUGAUCAUCACCGACAGACUCGAACGCUGGGACAUUGGUUUCGCUGUCUCAGAUGGAGCCUUCAACCAAGUCUCGUUCGUCAACUCCAUCGCUACCUACUCUGGUGGUACGCACGUCAACUACAUCGCAGAUCAAAUCGUCACAAAGCUCAUGGCAAUUGUGAAUAAGAGGAACAAAGGCGGUGUCAAACUCAAACCGGCUCAGAUCAAGAAUCACAUUUUCCUGUUUGUCAACUGCCAUAUUGUCAACCCUGCGUUUACCUCGCAGACGAAAGAGCAGCUGACGACAAAGUCUUCCAAAUUCGGCAGCACCCCGGUUCUGAGUGAAAAGUUUCUGAAGGCCAUUGAAAAAACCGAAGUCAUUCAGAACAUCUUGCAUUUCGCACAGCAAAAGGCCGAUCAGAUUCUCAAAAAGACCGAUGGUAAUAAGCGCAGUCGUAUGAGUAAUGCGAAGCUCACAGACGCAAAUAAGGCCGGUACCAAGGACGGUCAUCGUUGUACCCUGAUUCUCACUGAGGGUGAUUCAGCCAGUUUGCUUGCUUUGGCUGGAAGGGCCGUUGUCAAUCCUGACUUCUUCGGUGUGUUUCCACUUCGCGGUAAGCUGCUCAACGUCCGCGACGCUUCCAUCGACCAGAUAUCGAAGAAUCAGGAGAUCCAAAACAUCAAGAAGUUCAUCGGUUUGCAGCACAAAAAAGAGUACACCGAUACCAAAGGUCUCCGCUAUGGUCACCUCAUGAUCAUGACAGAUCAGGAUCACGAUGGUAGCCAUAUCAAAGGGCUUCUCAUCAACUUCCUGCAAUGUCAAUUUCCGAGCUUGCUGAAGAUACCCGGGUUUUUGCUCGAAUUCAUUACACCAAUCGUGAAAACAUGGAGAGGAGAUAUCAAGAAUCCCAAAGAGGUACACAGCUUCUUCUCAAUGCCUGAAUAUGAGGAAUUCAAGGAGGCUCAUAAACAUCAAAAAGAUUGGGAGCACAAGUAUUACAAGGGGUUGGGUACCAGCAGCCCUGAGGAUGCCCAAGUCUAUUUCAGGGAUUUGGACACGCAUAUGAAGGAGUUUCACGUAAUGCAGGAGCAGGAAGAGCAGCUCAUCGAAUUGGCUUUUUCCAAAAAGAAGGCCGAUGCUCGUAAGGAGUGGCUACGAGACUUCGUGCCUGGAAACCAUCUGGAUCUCACUAAGCCUGAGAUCACGUAUGAGGAUUUUGUGAACAAGGAGCUGAUUCUCUUCAGCAUUGCCGAUAACAUGCGCUCCAUUCCAUCAGUCGUGGACGGUUUCAAACCUGGCCAGCGUAAAGUCAUGUAUACGUGUUUCAAGCGCAAUAUCAAAAAGGACGUGAAGGUUGUGGAUCUUGCCGGUUCAGUGUCCGGCACCACGGACUACGCCUACGGCGAAGCUUCGAUGCAGGGCACGAUCGUUGGUAUGGCUCAGAAUUUCGUGGGCUCGAAUAACAUCAACUGCUUGGAACCUAGCGGUAACUUCGGUUCCCGUUUGCAAGGUGGUGCCGACGCUGCCAGUGCAAGGUACAUCUAUACCAGAUUGAGCCCGUUUGCGCGCAGAAUUUUCCAUCCUCAUGAUGAUGCUCUGCUCAAGUAUGGCGAGUCGGAUGGAAACAAAAUCGAGCCGGAAAUGUAUGUUCCGAUCCUUCCGAUGGUUCUGGUCAACGGUGCCGACGGUAUCGGUACCGGAUGGAGUUCUUCCAUUCCCAAUUACAAUCCAAUUGACAUCGUCGAGAAUCUGAGGAUCCGGAUGGCAGAAGGAAGCUCCAAAGAGGAUAUGAAGCCCAUGACACCUUGGUUCCGUGGUUUCACGGGUCAGACCGAGGAUCUCGGCGGUGACCGCUUCAAGUUUACCGGCACGGUUCGACAGAUCAGCGAGACCGAGGUCGAAGUUACUGAGUUGCCCGUCCGUUUCUGGACUCAAGACUUCAAAGAGAAACUUGAAGACAUAAUCAAGGCCGAGAAAUCGCCUUCCUUCAUCAAGGAUUACACCGAGUACAAUACCCCUGAUAAGGUCCACUUCAUCAUCAAGAUGGAGGAAAAGCACAUGGCAAAUGCUCUGGCCAAAGGUCUCGAAGAAACGUUCAAGCUGUACAAGACCAUGGCCACGUCGAACUUGGUUGCGUUUGAUGCGCAAGGGCGUAUCCACAAGUAUGCCACCGUUCUUGACAUCAUGGAGGAGUUCUACCAUAUCCGACUUUCAUUCUACCAAAAACGAAAGCAACAUCAGCUGGAUGAGUUGCAACAUCAGCUGGAGAAACUUACCAAUCAGGCCCGCUUCAUUCAAAUGAUUAUCGAUGGCAAACUCGUGGUCGCGAAGAAGAAGAAGCCCGUUCUCGUCGCUGAGCUCUCAAAGCUCGGGUUCAAGCGGAUCCCGAAGAUCACUGAAGCAAAGAAAAUCGGCGAAAUCGAGCAAACGGUGGAAGAUGAAGAGGAGGAGAGUGAUGGAGAGGCUGGGCUCAAUGACUUCGACUACCUGCUAGGCAUGGCGAUCUGGUCCUUGACACAAGAGAAAGUGGAGAAGCUGCAGAAGCAAAUCGGGGAUAAGGAGACAGAAAUCGAUGUCUUUAUCAAGCUUACACCUAAGGAUCUCUGGAACCGGGACUUGGAUGCCUUUGUAAAUGAAUGGAACACUCAGCUGGCAGAAGACGCGAAGCGAGCCAAAAAGGUAGCCAGCAUGGGCCGUCGGGAAUCAAGGAAGCUUGGGAUUGGUGGAAAGGGCAAGGCAAAGAAGAAGAGAAAAAUGGACGACAGCGAUUCCCCAAGCGACUCAGGCUCUGACUUCGGCCCUGUUAAGAAGAAGACUGCCGUCAGCAAGCCUAAGCCUGGUGGGCUUCUAAGCUACCUGCGGAAAGAGGAGCCUCCGAAGAAGACCGCUCCGACUGCAUCGAAGCAGACAGGAUUGAUCGGUUAUCUCAAGAAAGACAUCGUCGACAAUGAUGGUGCCAUGGACGUUGACGAGCCUGCUCCAGCACCUAAGCGGGGACGACCUGCCGGAAGCAAGGCUAUGGCUAAAAAACCUGCUCCUAUAUUGUCGGAUUCUGAAGACGAAACAGACAUCUUUGCAGCGGUCGCCAAGGAACCGGCCACAAGGACGACGGAAAGACCCGCAGCAUCCAGGAAUGCCCGUGGAGCUGCAACCAAGGCUCCAAAGUACACCGUUGACGAGGACAGUGACGAGAGCGACUACUUUGCCAAUCGGCCUGCCGUUUCGGUGACUGGUUCGACCAGCGUGCCAAACGGCGUCAGUGAAAAGAACCCAGCGAAGAAGACGAACCGUGUACAGGAAGAGGAUGGCUCGGACGAUGAAUCCUUGGUGCCACCAAAGCCUGCCACUGGUGAAGUCAUUGACGUCCUCGACGACUCAUCGGACGAAGACGGCUUUGGGUUCCAUGGCCCCAAACCAGCUGCGAGCAAGGUCACCGCAAAGCCCCCGACAAAGGUUUCUGCCAAAGCGGCAACUAAACCAGCUCCUAAGCCAACUGCUAAGCCCAAGGCCGCUGCGCCCGCAACUGUCAUAGCCACGAAGAAGACCACUCUCAGCCCAGCGGCAAAGGCGUACGCAGCAAAACUCGCCAAGACCGCGGUGCCAGCACCUAAGGCCAAGAAACCGAUUGCUGUCGAUUCUGACGAUGAUAUGGAGGACGUGGAUGAUUUGGCUAACGAUAUCUUAUCCGAUGAUGACGAUGAUAUGCCGGUAUCUAAGCCCAAGGGGCGCGCUGCGGCGCCGGCUGCAAGACCGGGACGUAGGGCUGCGGCGAAGCCGGCGAAGUAUACGGUUAGUGAUGAUGAAGACAGUGAGGAGGCAGCUUCGGAUUUUGAUGAUGAGAGUGAUUAACAAGCUCGGCCGGGAAUCAUAUGGUCGGAGGGUGGGAAGAGCUGGAAACGCGAAGGGCGCAUGAGUGGCAGGUUCUUCAUAUUCCCUUUUUCUUAUCUAUCUAUCGUCGCCGCUUUUCGAGUCCUUGGCCUGAAGAGAGCGAACGGGUCCAGUCAGUCUUAGGGUUAUGGCGCCUUUUCUCACUUAUCAAGUGAUUCUGCGGUUUCAGGGGGCUUACAUAAUAUCGCUGGGCUAGUCUCCUUAGGGUAUCUUUUCUCCUUUCCGCUGCUGCAAUGGGAAGAGUCGUUUGUUCCUGUAAAUGCUUUCGCUGUUCACUUAGGGAGGAUGUGAUGCCCCAAACUCUAAGAGAGUUUUUCCAAGGUACAUAUUGUCUGUCCCUGCUUCGGCAUCGUGAGCGAAUGCCCGAUGUCGAUGGGAGUGCUGG
Westerdykella ornata is the source of this 5629-nucleotide messenger RNA. RefSeq names its product type II DNA topoisomerase. Gene Ontology annotation, molecular function: DNA topoisomerase type II (double strand cut, ATP-hydrolyzing) activity; DNA binding; ATP binding. The record is from RefSeq and is a predicted model, not a curated record. Gene Ontology annotation, cellular component: nucleus. Lineage: Eukaryota; Fungi; Ascomycota; Dothideomycetes; Pleosporales; Sporormiaceae. The transcript has 4 exons. Gene Ontology annotation, biological process: sister chromatid segregation; resolution of meiotic recombination intermediates; DNA topological change. Bases 166 to 5205 code for a protein of 1679 amino acids.